This is a messenger RNA of Sciurus carolinensis (gray squirrel), 1965 nucleotides long. RefSeq names its product melanoma inhibitory activity protein 2-like. The record is from RefSeq and is a predicted model, not a curated record. Lineage: Eukaryota; Metazoa; Chordata; Mammalia; Rodentia; Sciuridae. Gene Ontology annotation, biological process: vesicle cargo loading; protein secretion; endoplasmic reticulum to Golgi vesicle-mediated transport. Gene Ontology annotation, cellular component: endoplasmic reticulum exit site; endoplasmic reticulum membrane.
AUGGAGGGGCCAAGGGCCGCCCCUCAGUCUUACUGGGACCUGGGUCUGGAAAAAAUAUUCAGGGUUGUGCCAGCAUUGCCUGAAGAUGGAAGACCAGGCCCUAAUCCUGAUACCUUUCGUCUGAAGCUGGUAAUAUGUGCAGCUAUUGGAUUUUUUACUGUUCUCUUGUUUUUGUGGAGAAGUGUUCAGUCUGUUAGAAGCAGGCUUUAUGUGAAGAGAGAAAAAAAGCUUGCUCUAAAACUUUCUGAACUAAUUGAAGAAAAAUGUAACCUACUUGAUAAAGUUAGCCUUCUUCAAAAAGAGCAUGAAGGCUUACAGUUGUCUUUCAAGGAUGCUAAUCUUGAGAAGACAUCAAGAGAAGUGCAACAUUUGGAGAUAAUACAUGAAAUGCUGAAUAGGUCCAAAUCUAAACUUGAGGAUAAAAUACUCUUUAUAGAAACAGAGCUAAAAGAAGAGAAAUCUAAACGUUCUGAACAGGAUGAAUUGAUGGGAGAUAUAUCAAAAAGGAUAAAGUCCCUAGAAGAGGAAUCAAAAUCCCUCAUAUCACAAGUAGCUGAAGCUAAAACAACCUUAAGACUAUUUCAAAUGAAUGAAGAAGACCUUAAAGUAGCAAUAAAAGAGGCUUUGAAUGAAAAUUCCCAACUGCAGGAAAGUCAGAAACACCUUUUACAAGAAGUUGAAGUAUGGAAGGAAAAAGUGAGUGACCUUAAAAAACAGAAAAUAACAUCUGAAGACUCUAAAGUACAGGCAGAACAAGUUCUAAGUGAUAAAGAAAAUCACAUUAAGUCUCUGACCGAACGCUUGCUAAAAAUGAAAGAUCAGUCUCCUGUGCUUGGAGAAGACCUAACAGAUGAUGGUAACUUGGAGCUGGAGAUGAGUGAAUCAGAAAUUGGUGCUCACUUAGGUAAUCAGCCAAAAGAAGCCUUGAAGGAACUGGUUUAUGCAGCUGAGUUAAAUGCCUCUUUAGAAACCUUAGAAGGAGAAAGAUGUCAAAUUUACACUUUAUUAUCUGAAGUAGAUAAAACAAAAGAUCUGAUAGAACGUAUUAAAAAUCUUCAGACCGAACAAGAAUCUUUGCAGUUAGAAAACACACAGUUUGAAAAUGAGAAUCAGAAGCUUCAGCAGAAAUUUAAAGUAAAGAUGGAACAACAUCAAGAAAAUGCAGUGAAACUCCACAGGAAAUUAGGAGUAGAGGAAAAGUGCCGGUUAGAGGAAGAGAAGAGGUUUUCCGAAGUUGAUCGAAAGAUCAACUGUGCAGCUAAAGAGCUGGAGACCUACAGAAAUCGAGCCAAAAAUCUUGAGGAAGAAUUGGAUAUCAUCGUUCAUUAUUAUGAGGGGCGGAGUAUUUCCUAUGAGAAAAAAGCACGUGAUAAUGUGUUGGCAAAUUGGAGAGCUGAAAAAAACCUCAAGUAUUUCAAGACAGUAAAUGCUCACAGGAGACAAAAAUUAACUGAAAUGGAGUUUCAAUUUAAACUUUUAGAAGAUCCAUAUGCACUUGAUGUUUCCAAUUCAGCAUUUCCCAGAGGGCAGUCCCCAUAUGGUCCUUCACCAUUGAGUGGACCUUCAUCUGAAAUGAGAGCUUUUCCUUUGGAAAAGAAGGGUCCACCCAGAUUGUCACCUUUACAUCCAGGGGAAGGAGGAAGAGACUCAGGAGACCCAGAGGAUCCUUUGGAUCAUCAGAUUAGCAAUGAAAGAAGAGAAUAAAACUCUGAUUCAGUAACUGAUCCUCACAGAGCACGUGCGGACACUGGGCCCCUGUCAUCGCCACGAGAACCAGAAUGUAAGAUGAUGAUCCCUCCACCAGGUCGACCAUAUUGGCAACAUGGAUAUUAUUCUAAUUAUGGAAGACCAUCUGAACCAGGAGAACUGCCUUCAAUACAAUGCAAAAAUGUCUAUUCACUAAGGCGUUUUCCUCAUUAUCCUCCACCAAGAGCUGAAUUUUUUCUCCCUACCCCCACAUUCUGA